UUUGGAAACGGAUCGGCUGGAUGUCAAAGGAGCAUCCAGAGAAGAGCUUAGAGUCUUCAACGACAUACUUUUAAGAGUGACUCGCUGCCCCAAUGUCAGUCUACACGGCACACCGAGGGCACAGCAGCGGCCUCCCCGGCGCUCCUGCUUCCCAGAGGAGCUCAUCACCGGACGGCCUCGGCCUGGGGAGCAGCCGGGAGCAGCUGUCCAGCUCGGACGUGUCCGAGCGUGAAAACGACGACCCGUUCCUGAGGUCCGCAAGGAAACUCAGAGACAUAAACAGCACCUAUGUGAUCUCUGCCUGUAAGACACCUGGAGAUACGCCCCUGACCCCUAACCCUGCCGGUAGACUGACCCUUCAGAGGAGAGUUACAAGAAACAAAGAGUCAUCGUUGCUGGGGAGUGAAGUGGGAGAGUCAUCUGAAAGAAAGACAGAAACUCGUCUUAAGUUACAACGUUGCAUCCGAGCAGGUUCUGUGGACAAGCGGACACCAGCUGGAGCAGAUUCCGUGGACAGGCGGACACCAGCUGGAGUAGAUUCCGUGGACAGGCGGACACCAGCUAGAGUAGAUUCUGUGGACAGGCGGACAACAGCUAGAGCAGAUUCCGUGGACAGGCGGACACCAGCUAGAGUAGAUUCCGUGGACAGGUGGACAACAGCUGGAGCAGAUUCCAUGGACAGGCGGACACCAGCUGGAGCAGAUUCCGUGGACAGGCGGACACCAGCUAGAGCAGAUUCCGUGGACAGGCGGACACCAGCUGGAGCAGAUUCAACGACACAGAGCGUGGGAGGGGCUGCAGCAAGUGAUGGUGCUUCACGGGACACCAGUAGGACGGUAAGGAUUGUCAAUAAUGAGAAACACUCCCCCAUUGCAUCAUCCGCACCCUCACCUGAAGACAACGACACUGGACUGGUGGCCGAUGAAAAUGACAGAGGAACAUUUUCUGCCUUCAGGGGAGCAAAUGACAGCGUGACACGUGAGUACUUCAGUCAUAGCACGCCCAUCCGUCCCCAGAAAGAGGCUGAGGAGGCUCGCCCAGGACGCCUGGCCACGAAACCCUUUCAGAGCCCGUUGGACGUCAGAGCGUCGGGAACAGGAAGCUGGCACCACAGAAAUCUCGGGAAGGAUGUUGCGAAAAACAGAACUGAGCCUGAAAGCUUAGGAAAAGGGACGCCCACGAAACGCACUGCCGGGCACACGGGGACCCCACGGUGCGGCACGCCUCAGCCUCAGAGCGCGGCGAUGUCCACCCUGAGACCCAGGACGCCCAGCUCCCAAGGUCAACAGAAGCCAAAACGCUCUCUUUUCGCAAAUAAAAGGGAAGAGUCACACGAGCGUACGCUCCCUCCCACGGAGGAGGCUGCGGCCCAGAGGGCCUCCACAGAGAGGGACCCCUUAAAAGCGGAGAACAGUCAGGUGACGGUGGCCGUCCGCGUGAGGCCCUUCAGCAAGAGAGAGAAGGACGAGGACGCGGCCCAGGUGGUCUUCCUGGACGGGGAGGAGAUCGCCGUGCGGCACCCGGACCUGAGACAGGCGUACAGUUUCCUCUACGACGUCUCCUUCUGGUCCUUCGACGAGUGCCACCCGCGCUACGCCAGCCAGGCUGCCGUGUACCAGACGCUGGCGGCCCCGCUCCUGGCCCGCGCCUUGGAGGGCUACAACGCCUGCCUCUUCGCUUACGGGCAGACGGGCUCCGGGAAGUCGUACACGAUGAUGGGAUUCGGUGAAGAACCAGGAAUCAUCCCCAGAUUCUGCGAAGACCUAUUUGCUCAAGUGGCCAAACACCAAACCCAGGAGGUCAGGUAUCACCUGGAAAUGAGCUUCUUUGAAGUUUAUAACGAGAAAAUCCACGACCUGCUGGUGGGCAGAGGUGACGGGAGGCAGGGGAAGCAGGCGCUGAGGGUCCGGGAGCACCCCGUCUCCGGGCCGUAUGUCGAAGCUCUGGCCGUGAACGCCGUGGGUUCUUACUCCGACAUCCAGGUAAGAGGGGCUCUGGGGAGCAAGCAGCGGGCCACGGCGGCCACCGGCAUGAACGACAAGAGCUCCCGGUCGCACUCGGUGCUUACGCUGCUGCUGACCCGGACCCAGGUGGGACCCGUCACGCCUUGCGAGGGCGUGAGCAUCAACAAGUCCCUGCUGACCCUGGGCAAGGUCAUCUCCGCGCUGGCGGAGCACGGGGGCGGCCGGAGAGCGUUUAUUCCCUACCGGGAGUCGGUCCUGACCUGGCUGCUGAAGGAAAGCCUGGGCGGCAACUCCAAGACGGCCAUGAUCGCCACGGUGAGCCCGGCGUCCAGCAGCCUGGAGGAGACGCUGAGCACCCUGCGCUACGCCCGCCAGGCGCGCAGCAUCGUCAACCGGGCCCGGGUGAACGAGGACGCCAGCGCCCAGCUCAUCCGCGAAUUGAAAGCAGAAAUCGAGAAGCUGAAAGCUGCCCAAAGAAGCCGUCAGAACAUCGACCCUGAGCGGUACCGGCUCUGCCGGCAGGAAAUCACGUCCUUGCGAAUGAAGCUGCACGAGCAGGAGCGCGCGAUGGUGGAGAUGCAGAGAGCGUGGAAAGAAAAAUUUGAACAGGCUGAACAAAGAAAACAUCACGAAAUCAAGGAGUUACAGAAAGCAGGAAUCACCUUCCAAGUGGACGACCGCCUGCCGAACCUGGUCAACCUGAGCGAGGACCCACAGCUGUCGGAGACGCUGCUGUACGUGAUCCGGGAGGGCACCACCGCGGUCGGGAAGCGCGGCCCCGCCUCCCGCCCCGACAUCCAGCUGUCCGGGGCGCUGGUGGCCGACGAGCACUGCACCAUCAGCCACGUUGACGGGACCGUGAGCAUCGCCCCCGUCGGGGAGGCCAGGACCUACGUGAACGGGAAGCACGUGUUGGGGCCCACAGUGUUGCACCACGGCGACCGCGUGGUGCUCGGGGGAGACCAUUACUUCAGGUUUAACCACCCGGCGGAGGUCCGGAGCGGGAAGAGGCCCCCCGGGGGAGGCGCCCCGGCCGGCGAGGGCCCGAAGGACUUUGAGUUCAAAGAAGAGUCCCAGCGGAAGAGGCAGCAGGAGAUGAGUAACCAGAAGGCACAUCUCCGCAUCGAGGAGCUGGAGCGGGCGAAGCAGCGGCUGGAGCAGGAGGUGCAGGCCAACCGGAGGCGCCUGCAGCUGGAGACGCGGUGCUCGGCCCAGGCUCUGGACGACCACAGCGUCCGCCACACGAGGAUCCUGGAGGCCCUGGAAGCCGAGAAGCAAAAAAUCGCUCAAGAGGUGCAGGCGCUGCAGCAGAACCGGGGCGGCAAGGACAGGGCUCCCCCCGUCCCGACGAGCUGGGGCUCCCUGAAGCUCUCCCUCAUGAUCCAGGAGGCCAACGCCCUCAGUGGCCGCGCUCAGAGGCAGUUCGUGUUUGGCAGACACGAGGCACCCGACAGAGGGGGUGGCCCUGGCCCCCAGGUCCGGGUGUGGAACCUGCGGCUGGGCGUGUCCACCCUCUGGAGCCUGGAGAAGUUUGAGUCCAAGCUGGCGGCCCUGAAGGAGCUCGAGGUGAGUAACUGCCAGUGCGAGGACCUCUUCUGUGACCCCGAGGACGAGUGGGAGCCCGACCUCACGGACGCGCCCGCUGCCUCGUUCUCCAGGAGGAGGCUGGAGGCGGAGAUCCAGGAGGCGCAGCUGAGGGCGAAGCAGGAGAUGCUGCAGGGCAUCCAGGUGGCCAAGGAGGUGGCGGAGCAGGAGCUGUCCUCGCAGAGAGCCGCCUUCGAGGGCAGGAUCGAGGCCCUGCAGGCCGAGCUGGAGGACCUCGUGGGCGCCCUGUGGGACGGAGUCGGUGCGGGGGUGAGGCUGCUGGUCGACUCCGGACUCGAGCAGGCGGAGGAGCUGCGGCGCGAGCUCUCAGGGCAGCACCCCCAGAGCGAGGCGGCCCAGCAGCUGCACGCGAAGGCCGAGGCGCUGAUCGGGUGCCUGGAGACCAUCUUCGCCGAGUGGAGAACCAAAAGCUCCCACCCGCCAGCGCAGGGAGAACCUUCCGGAGGCGGAGCCCUGAGGGAGAUGGCAGGUCGCGCCCCGGAAAUGCUGGAUUUAACGCGCUGCUUGGAGCAAACCAUUGGAGCGGUCGUUUCUGCCCUGAGAGGACGCCGCGGCGAUGGUGGCGCCCUCAGGACCUGCGUGGAGAGGGUCUGCGCAUAUCGCAGCCAGCGACGCAGUGACCGCUCACAGCGGGUCAGCUUCCUGUGCCUGUCCCAGCGCAGGGCCGAGUGA
This is a messenger RNA of Myotis davidii, 4241 nucleotides long. RefSeq names its product kinesin family member 14 (gene KIF14). The transcript has 25 exons. The record is from RefSeq and is a predicted model, not a curated record. Lineage: Eukaryota; Metazoa; Chordata; Mammalia; Chiroptera; Vespertilionidae. Bases 93 to 4241 code for a protein of 1382 amino acids. Gene Ontology annotation, molecular function: ATP binding; microtubule binding; microtubule motor activity. Gene Ontology annotation, biological process: microtubule-based movement.